UAAACACGUCAACGUCCCCUUUAAAUCCAGGUCUACGUCACGGCAUCAAUGCGGAAGUAGUGCUGAGGAAACCAGCGCCUUCAGUUUUGUUUACAUGCUACUUGGAAAUCACAGGAGUUAAUGCUGGAUUUCUGCGAAGAGCCGCAGCAUGUUUCCCCCCCGCGGCGCUGCGUCGAGGGGCCGGUCACCGUACACUGACGGCCUGUACCCACCACCCCCUGCGACCCGGUACUACGAAUACAACCACCAAAGCCUGAGUCCUGUCAACAGCUUCUUUGUUCCUGGACUACAGAGAUUGCCUACAUAUGAAUGGAAGCCCACACCAUCCACUUCUCCAGUGCUUCCUCAUCGCACACCAACUAUGACCAAUGGGCGCAAGAGGCAGAUUGAUGAAUACAGCCCCCAUGUUGUGAAGCGCCAACGCCUUGACUCAUCUUCCGACCUGUUAAUAGCCCCCUCGUUAAUUCGGGGCCCUCCACCUCGUCAUCCUGAAGUGUUGGCAGGAUCAUCGAGAUCAGGCUUUGAUCGUCGCUUUCCCAGCCCACACUCCCGUCCCCGCCCUCAGGUGCCUGCUGUCCCAGAAAGUCCCAACAGCCUGCAGACCUACGCUAAGGACAAGUUGAGUGAUCAGAUGGUGGAGCUGUUUGAAGCCUGCCAGCAGCAGACGUCCGAUUUGGCCCGGAAGGAGAUGUGUCGAACUCGGCUACAGCAAGACAUACAGCGUGUCUAUGAAGUGGCACGGCUUUACUUGACUGGAUCUUCUAUGAAUGGAUUGGGCUGCCGGAGCAGUGACGCUGAUCUUUGCCUGGUCCUCAAGGGAAAUAAAAGACAUGAUCCUAUUCAUGUACUCUCUGUCCUUCAGCGGUUGUUCAGAUCACUGUCAUAUGUAGAGAGGAUCCAGCUGAUCAGAGCCAAAGUACCAAUCCUCAGGUUCAGAGAGAAAGGCAGUGAUCUGGAGUUUGAUCUGAAUGUCAACAACACAGUGGGCAUCAGAAACACAUUCCUUCUGAGGAGUUAUGCCUAUGCUGAUCUCAGGAUAAGACCCAUGAUCCUUGUCGUCAAGAAAUGGGCACGGCACAAUCAAAUCAAUGAUGCCAGCAAAGGAACGUUGAGCAGCUACACACUGGUGCUCAUGGUGUUGCACUACCUCCAGACACUUAAUGAACCGGUCCUUCCCUCUCUACAGAGGGACUACCCGGAGUGUUUUAAUCCUUUAAUGGACAUUGACGCAGUUCCAGACGGACCCAAACACAUCCCCCCCUACAUCUCAAGAAACCAGUCCUCUCUGGGAGAGCUGCUUCUGGGCUUUCUCAAAUACUAUGCCACCUACUUCAGGUGGGAUGAGCAGGUGAUCUCUGUUCGAGAGGCCAGAGCUUUGCCUAAGAGCAAUUCUCACGAGUGGAGCAAAUACAUUUGUGUGGAAGAGCCAUUUGAAAGAAAUAACGUUGCCAGGGCAGUCCAUGAGAAGAUCAAAUUUGAUAUCAUUAAAGCUCAGUUUGUUGAGUCAUGGCGGAUACUACAGCAGAGGAAAGACCUGAACUCGAUCCUCCCAGUCAGAGCCAUCAGUAAUAAGGAGUCAUCCAGGAGAUAAGGGAUUUCUCUAAUUAGACGAGCUGACAGGAGUCUUCUACCUCAAGACAGGCCUAUCCCCAGAAACGAAGACAGACCUUCGGGACCUUUGGGAUGUGCUGAGAGAGGAGUCCUGCUGCCUCUGCACCUCACAGGCAGAAAGACCGGGACUCUGAAUGCCCUGCCUGCCUCAGCUACACACAGAAUGUAUGUCCCGUGGCAGUAAAUAUUUAAGUUACUGUACUCUCUUUCAAAUGACUUUGCCGAUCGUUUGUAAUUAUUGUAACUGAUAAUAAAAAUACAAUAUUUGAGUAGUGA
Larimichthys crocea (large yellow croaker) is the source of this 1887-nucleotide messenger RNA. RefSeq names its product terminal nucleotidyltransferase 2 (gene tent2). Gene Ontology annotation, molecular function: poly(A) RNA polymerase activity. The transcript has 15 exons. Lineage: Eukaryota; Metazoa; Chordata; Actinopteri; Sciaenidae. Gene Ontology annotation, biological process: RNA 3'-end processing. The record is from RefSeq and is a predicted model, not a curated record. The coding region runs from base 149 to 1591 and encodes 480 amino acids.